Messenger RNA from Talaromyces proteolyticus, 3969 nucleotides. RefSeq lists its product as uncharacterized. Bases 1 to 3969 code for a protein of 1322 amino acids. NCBI's taxonomy places the organism in Eukaryota, Fungi, Ascomycota, Eurotiomycetes, Eurotiales, Trichocomaceae. The record is from RefSeq and is a predicted model, not a curated record. The transcript is spliced from 2 exons. Gene Ontology annotation, biological process: positive regulation of TOR signaling. Gene Ontology annotation, molecular function: protein binding.
AUGGCAGAUCCACCCUUCUCCUCGACCCCUCCGCCGCCGCCGCCAGUGUCUCAAGCUCAGGGCCACAGAGUCUAUGCCAACAGAGCCACCAGUGCUCUAGCUCGGCUCGCCCAGCCCUUCCUCGGUUCACGUCCACCCAGUCCGACUGAUAGUGCCGGCGGCUUGCCUGAGGAUGGGCUUCACAGCGCCCGCAUGUCGCGAUCCAAAUCCUUACCUGGGCAAUCUCAGACGGUGACGCAUCGAACGGGCCUGUCCAUCGCCUCAUUGGACAUUUCUCCGCAGAAGACACACGCGAUCAUUGCUGGCCGGGAGAUCUUUAAGACCAUUCGUGUAUCUGCCGACGGAUCUUCGGAAGAGUUCAACCUUCGCGAUGCUAUCAUAAAAUACUCCUCCAAAAAGCAAGUGCCCGCUAGUCUCACGUCAAAGAUUAAGGAUCAGCUGGAAGUCAAAGAUGUCAAAUGGUCGCAUGGCGAAUUCGACACUUGCAUCGCAACGGCUGCGGGGAAUGGCCGUGUUAUCGUCUAUGACUUGCAGCGUGCAGGAUUAGAGCUUUCUCGACUCAAUGGCCACAGCCGUCAAGUUCAUAGGCUGGCUUUCAAUCCGCACCGCCCGGCAUGGCUUCUUUCAGGCAGCCAAGACAGCACAAUCCGAAUGUGGGAUCUCCGGUCCGCUACUUCGUCUGCUACCAUUUCAAGUAUCUCUCGCUAUAGCAGCAAUAGUGAUGCAGUUCGCGAUAUCAGAUGGUCUCCAGGCGACGGUACCAUGUUUGCUACUGCUACAGACAGUGGGGCUAUUCAAUGUUGGGAUUAUCGUCAAACAAAAGGUCCCCUACUGAGAAUCGCUGCUCAUGAAAAGCCAUGCUACUCCGUUGACUGGCAUCCGGAUGGUAAGCAUAUUGUCAGUGGUGGUACGGAUAAGAAUGUCAAAGUCUGGGAUUUCUCCUCGGCAGCCGAACGGAGACAGAAACCAACAUUUCAAUUUCGAACACCGCAAUCUGUGGCUAAUGUGAGAUGGCGUCCACCUAUUUGGGUCGCCGACUCUGAUGAUGCAGGUGAUUGGCAAUCUACAGAAUUAAUCACUUCUUACGAAAAGGAUGACCCACGUAUCCAUCUUUGGGACCUACGUCGCCCACAUAUCCCCCAACGAGAGAUUGAUCGUUAUGAUACCUCAGCUGCUGACCUUCUUUGGCGAUCAAAGGAUCUCCUGUGGACUGUUGGCGAGGCGGGGGCAUUCACACAGACGGAUAUACGGUUCGCCCCUCAAGUACUUAAUAGACGCCCAAUGUGUGCGAUUUCUUGGAGUCCGACUGGCGAAGUUAUCGCCAUUACACAGAAGCGACCUCGCCAGCGAAGUUUUGGUGUUGGAAACUCCGAUUUCUUCCCUCUUCAUAACGACAGAGAACGAAGCCUUGAAGGACUUACUAGCCAAAGCUUUAUAGAUGGUACUCUUGAUGAAUUUGCCGCCUUAAAUCAAAAGCCGACGAAGGUAUCGGCCUCGAGAACUUCCAAGUCUUUAGGAAAUACGCCACCCGGCCCAGAAGCACGACCGGUGGUUGUUCCUCUACAGAAGAUAUUGGCAGAGAAUGAUGUGCAAUUACCGCAUCAGCUGGGAGCAAUUGGACAAGUCACCGGUGUCGCAUCCGAUGCUGCAGUUUUUCGUUAUCUAGCCGAGCAGUAUGCUCCUUUGAUGAAAGAUGGCGGGCAAACUUUCCGCCCUGAGCAUCAAACGAGAUCUCUGCUAGAUGAUCUAGAUCGCAAUGCAGAGCAGGCUGAGAAAGUGGGGCUUCACCGACUAGCUCAGACAUGGAGUAUUGUUAAAUUCGCAGUGGUGCAGGAACUGGAGCUUCGUGCCGAGGAUAGGCGUAAGAAGCGAAUGGAGACCACGAAUAAUAAUCGCAAAACAAGAUCUCCCAACUCACAUGCAGCUGACUGGACUCGUGUGACUGAAGGCUCGAAAUCAGGGAAGAUGAAAUCUCAUUUGUUCAAGGGUGUGAUCGACACAGAAGGGCACCGUCGCAGGGCGCCGGAUAUCGAGAGUACAUCAAAUAUGACUACUCCUCUCGCACAACCUUUACCCGACUCUCCGUCUGCUAUACCUUUCUCCUCGUCCUCUCAGGUGGCUUCUUUAUCGGAAGAUUUAGUUGAUUUGCAACCUUUACCACCCUCGGUUAUGAGUUCGCACUAUAGCAAUACGAACACAACUGAACUUGCAGGUAUGCGCCGAAUGGAGCGCCAGGAAUCUGAGUCCAGUGACUACGCUCUUACUUAUUCCAUGAGCUUGACGUCAGAACAAGCUAAAGAGCCCCAAUUCGAUGACUUGGAUGGGGACCAGAGAUCUGCACCUCGGGCGAUAGCUGGCCGCGCCGUCUGGCGUCGAAAUGCGCCCAAUGAGUUCGUAGCUAAAGAGGGGUCAGAGGAUGACUAUGAGCAAAGAGUUGAAAGUAAAAAGGCUUUACUUCGUGACUACAAGAUGCCACCAAAAAAAGUACUCAAUCUAGAGUCUCUUGCCAGGGAAUCAAACCGCCCGACCCGCCCCGGACCAUAUCCUCGACAUGAUUCCAAUGAGAGUUUUCCAAUGUUUUCGGCUUCUACUGAUAGUUCUCACCGUACCAAAUCGAUUGAGAUCUCGUUCUCCCCUCGAACUAAUGCUGCGACAUUCAGAAGGGAUAGUACUGGAUGGGAAACGGAAGAAGAACCAAUCAUCGAGGAGGAAGAAUUCACAACUUAUGAGCCAGCGAAUGGCCACGAAAAGAAAACGCACAAAGCAGGAUCUUCCCUUGACGCUUCUUUACCUGAUGUAAACAACAAAAUUCAUCUUGAGCGACCGUCAAGUCCAGUUCCCUUGGUAGUGGAGUCUAAUAAUCUAAAUAAUGGUGACGAUGCUCCAAAAAGUGUGGAGCCAGCAGGGGACAGCGAUUUUUUGGCCAUUCCGUUGACCCCGGAGAUUACCGCAAGUAAGCCGUGGAGUGCACAGGUAAUUCUCCGAGAAGCAAUACGACACUUUUAUACUAGUGCUGCUGUGGAUACGCAAAUGGCAGCCCACCUCCUUCAUAAGAUGCAGUUGCUAUUUGAAAACUGUGAAAGCAUUUUGCCAUAUGACGAAUGCCAGCAUGUUUUCAAAAUGUAUAACGAACAGCUCCUUCGCCAUUCUAUGCAUGUCGAAGCUGCUGAGCUUCGCAACUUUUGCUUCUCACUAUUUCCAGCAGUGUACGAAUAUGCCCAGACAGAAACAUUCAUCAAUCUCUACUGCCUGACGUGCAGAAAACCAUUUGAAAACCCCGUCAAGGAUAAUCGGCGAUGCUACCGGUGUCAGACACCGCAAAACUCGUGCCCGGUUUGUCUCAAUCUCGAACCACCUCUCGAAUGGAUCGAACCCGAGCCUAUAGAUAAUGACUUCAAUAAUGACGAAUUUGAACUUGGUUCGACUAUGUCCUUCGGGUCGGACAUGACAGCACCUUUUCCAGAAUCUGAUCAUCAGGCUUAUGUUCCUUCUCGAUCCCUCGGCUCAGGCCUAUGGUCAUGGUGUCAAGGCUGUGGACAUGGCGGACAUCUGGCUUGCAUGAAGAAAUGGCUUGGCGAUAUUGAACUCAGUGAAGGCGGCUGUCCUACGCCUGGGUGUGUACACGAUUGUGGGCCCGGUCCCAGACGUCAAGAAGGCCGUGAUUCGUCUCAAAAUGCCGCACUUAGCCGCAAAUUCACCUCAAAUAUUGCCAAAAGAGACUCUUGGGUGACUGGCGAGAGCAGAGCUGUAGAGAAAGUACGAGGCAUGCUGACCUCGGCGCCUUCGUCUGCUGGUGCAGGAGCAAGCGGUAGUACCGCUGCUACUGGUCUCACUACAUCGGCUGGGACUGGUGGUGGCGGAACUAUGUCGCCUAAGAAAGUCAGGUUGAUAACGCCAGUUGAACAAGGAAAACGCAAGAGCGUUAGCACUCAAAGUCGAGAAUCAACGUCGGAUCCUUUCCCGGAUUGA